AUGCCCCGCGCGCCCGGGCUGUGGCCGUGGCCGUGGCCGUGGCCGUGGCUGUGUCUGUGCGCCCUGCUCGGCGGCACCGGCCCCGCGCCCGCCGCCUGCCCCAGCCCCUGCCGCUGCCGCGGGGACGGCGUCCUGCUGGCGGCCGACUGCUCGGAGCGGGGGCUCUCGGCGGUGCCCCCCGGCCUGACGCCGCUGACCGCCCACCUAGACCUGAGCAUGAACAACCUCACCGAGCUGCAGCCCGGCUGCUUCCGCCACCUGCGCUUCCUGGAGGAGCUGCGCCUCUCAGGAAACCACCUCGCACACAUCCCGGGAGGAGCCUUCGCCGGCCUCCGCAGCCUGAAGAUCCUGAUGCUGCAGAAUAACCAGCUGGGGGCGAUCCCCGCGGAGGCGCUGAGGCAGCUGCCGAGCCUGCAGUCUCUGCGCCUGGACGCCAACCUCAUCUCCCUGGUCCCCGAGAGGAGCUUCGAGGGGCUGUCCUGCCUCCGCCACCUGUGGCUGGACGACAACGCGCUGGCCGAGGUCCCCGUCCGGGCCCUCAACAACCUGCCCGGCCUGCAGGCCAUGACGCUGGCCCUCAACCACAUCCGCCGCGUCCCCGACUUUGCCUUCCAGAACCUCAGCAGCCUGGUGGUGCUGCACCUUCACAACAACCGCAUCCAGCGCCUGGGGACCCACAGCUUCGAGGGCCUGCACAGCCUGGAGACGCUGGACCUGAACCACAACGACCUGGGGGAGUUCCCCGUGGCCAUCCGGACGCUGGGCCGGCUGCAGGAGCUCGGUUUCCAUGACAACAGCAUCCAGGCCAUCCCCGAGAAGGCCUUCACGGGGAACCCCCUGCUGCAGACCAUACACUUCUACGACAACCCGAUCCAGUCCGUGGGGCGGUCCGCCUUCCAGGACCUGCCGAAGCUGCACACGCUGUCCCUGAAUGGAGCCUCCGCCAUCGAGGAGUUCCCGGACCUCAAGGGGACCACCAGCCUGGAGACCCUGACCCUGACCCGCGCGGGCAUCCGGCGGCUCCCGCCCGGGAUGUGCCAGCAGCUGCCCCGGCUCCGAGUCCUGGAACUGUCUCACAACCAGAUCGAGGAGCUGCCCAGCCUGCACCGGUGCCAGAAGCUGGAGGAGAUAGGCCUCCAGCACAACCGCAUCUGGGAAGUCAGAGCUGACACCUUCCGCCAGCUGAGCUCCCUGCGGGCCCUGGACCUGAGCCGGAACACCAUCCGGUCCGUCCACCCCGAGGCCUUCGCCACCCUGCGCUCCCUGGUCAAGCUGGACCUGACGGACAACCAGCUGACCACGCUGCCCCUGGCCGGCCUCGGGGGCCUCAAGCAUCUCAAGCUCAAAGGGAACCCGGCUCUGUCCCAGGCCUUCUCCAAAGACAGCUUCCCAAAGCUGAGGAUCCUGGAGGUGCCGCACGCCUACCAGUGCUGUGCCUUCGGCGGCGGCGGCGUCUGUCCCGGCUUCCUCGGGGCCCCCGGGCAGUGGGAUGGGGACGGCGUUCCCUUCGAGGAUGAGGAGGCGCCGAAGGGGCCGCUGGGCCUCCUGGCCGGACUCGCCGAGAGCCACUAUGACUUGGAUCUGGACGAGACCGAGGACACGAAGCCACACCCUCGCGUGCAGUGCAGCCCGGCUCCAGGCCCCUUCAAGCCCUGCCAGCACCUCUUUGAGAGCUGGGGCGUGCGCCUGGCCGUGUGGGCCAUCGUCCUGCUGUCCCUGCUCAGCAACGGGCUGGUGCUGCUCGGAGUCUUCGCGGGUGGCCUGGGGCCCCUGCCCCCGGCCAAGUUCGCGGUCGGGGCCCUGGCCGGCGCCAACGCCUUGACCGGCGUCGCCUGGGGCCUCCUGGCCUGCGUGGACGCCCUGACCUUCGGCCGGUUUGCUGCCUACGGGGCCCGCUGGGAGUCGGGGCCGGGCUGCCGGGCCACGGGUUUCCUGGCCGUGCUGGGGUCCGAGGCCGCGGUGCUGCUGCUGGUGCUGGCCGCCGUGCAGAGCGGCGUCUCGGGGGCGGUGGUGGCCCGGGUCCGAGCCCACGGGAAGGCGCCCGCCCCGGGCGGCGGUGGCGGCAGCGGCGUGCGGGCGGGGGUGCUGGGCUGCCUGGCGCUGGCGGGGCUGGCCGCCGCCCUGCCCCUGGCCUCGGUGGGUGAGUACGGGGCCUCCCCCCUCUGCUUGCCCUACGCGCCCCCGCCCGAGGGCCGGCCGGCCGCCCUGGCCUUCGCCGUGGCCCUCGUGCUGCUCAACUCGCUGUGCUUCCUGGCGGCCACGGGCGCCCACAUCCGACUGUACUGGGGCGGACGGGGGACCGCGGGGCCCGGGGCCCUGGGCCGGCACGUGGCCCGGCUCGUCCUGGCCGACGGGCUGCUGCACUGCCCCGUGGCCUUCCUCGGCGUGGCCUCCGGCCUCGGCCUGGCCCCCGUGGCCCCCGAGGCCGUCAAGUCCGUGCUGCUGCUGGUGCUGCCGCUGCCCGCCUGCCUCAACCCCCUGCUCUACCUGCUCCUCGCCCCGCGCUCCCGCCGGGACCUGGGCCGCCUCUGGCCCUGCGCGGGUGCCGCCGCCCCGGCCGCCCUGGCCUCCGCCGCUGCCCGCCCGCUGGAGAAGGCCUCCUGUGACUCCACGCAGGCCCUGGUGGCCUUCUCCGACGUGGAUCCCGUUCCGGAAGCUUCUGAGGCCGGGCGGCAGCCCCCGGGGCCGGAGACCUACCACGGCUUCCUCCUCGCGGGCACCCUGGUCUCCUGCCCGCGGCCAGAAAGCCCCGGGCCUGAGGGCGGCCGCUCGGUGGAGCCAGAGGGAACCCGCUUUGGGAACCAGCAACCCCCCGUGGACGGAGAGCGGCCGCUGAGGGCCGAGGGGGCCGCGCCAGGCGGCGGGGGCGGCCAGGCCUCAGCCUCGGCCUUUGCCUCCUUAUAA
Molecule: messenger RNA, 2904 nt
Organism: Pipistrellus nathusii (Nathusius's pipistrelle)
Lineage: Eukaryota; Metazoa; Chordata; Mammalia; Chiroptera; Vespertilionidae
Source: the annotation of a GenBank genome assembly